AUGCUCAGUGUCCGUCUGAGUGCUGGACAGAAAGUCAAAGUUGACGACAGAAGUGCGGCUAGACAGUCGCAGACGCCCGCGUUCUGCAGGUGGGACGGCUUCCACCUCGACGCGAUUGGGGCGUCGGCGCUGCACACAGCUACGUGGCAGGGCAAGGACAAGAUCGUGGAGUACCUGCUGGAAGAAGGCCUCAGCCCGGACACAGACGACGGUACUGGCACGACCCCGAUCAUGCUGUCGAUCACGCACCACAACCUGCAGGUUACGCGCUGCCUGUUUCGUGAUCGUGUGGCCAUUCAGCGGAACCUUAUCAUGGAUUGUCGAAAUGAAGACGCUGAGAGGAACCGCCGAACUACCGACAGGAUCCAACUCUUCCUCCGUUUUGGGGCUGAUGUGAACAAACAAUGCCUCGGUGGCAAAUCAGCGCUGCAUUUUGCUACAACGGACGACUCGUACGACGCUGCCAGUCUGUUGAUCGGACAUGGAGCGUAUAUCAAUGUUCAAGAUGAGGUGCGGAUUUCUGUAGUUGAGUGA
Messenger RNA from Phytophthora sojae, 534 nucleotides. RefSeq lists its product as hypothetical. Gene Ontology annotation, biological process: positive regulation of transcription by RNA polymerase II. The record is from RefSeq and is a predicted model, not a curated record. Bases 1 to 534 code for a protein of 177 amino acids. The transcript is spliced from 2 exons. Gene Ontology annotation, molecular function: protein binding; transcription cis-regulatory region binding. Lineage: Eukaryota; Oomycota; Peronosporomycetes; Peronosporales; Peronosporaceae. Gene Ontology annotation, cellular component: nucleus.